Messenger RNA from Aureobasidium uvarum, 309 nucleotides. Lineage: Eukaryota; Fungi; Ascomycota; Dothideomycetes; Dothideales; Saccotheciaceae. The record is from the annotation of a GenBank genome assembly.
AUGCUCACUCUCCUUACCGCUCUCCGUCACAGAUCUGCCAUGCGCACCGCCUUCAAGGGUCGCGACGAGACAUCCCUCCAGCCCAUCCUUCGCUGGGUUAUCAAGUACAUUGGUCACCCUCGUUACAUCAAGCUCACAAGCGAUGUCGCCAUGCUUCUCCUGGAUCUCUACUCAGAACAAACUAUGGACUCGCCAGAGAUUGACGACCUACUGAACCAGCUUCACCGCAAGGUCAGACACUGUUCAGAGUUGGCACAAGCUGCAUACUCGACUCAGGGCAUGCUUGACUUGCUCGUAUCUGGCGCAUGA